This is a messenger RNA of Nipponia nippon (crested ibis), 922 nucleotides long. It is a transcript of the gene TMEM182, whose product is annotated as transmembrane protein 182. The record is from RefSeq and is a predicted model, not a curated record. NCBI's taxonomy places the organism in Eukaryota, Metazoa, Chordata, Aves, Pelecaniformes, Threskiornithidae. Gene Ontology annotation, cellular component: membrane.
GUCAGCCACAUGGAACACAAAUUAGGAGACACAAAUCGACUCACGGGGCAUUGGGAAACACAGGCAGAAAGUCAAGUGAAGAGAAACUUCUUCAGAUAUGAGCUAUAUUCUCCAAACAGCUUUUUAGUCACUUUCCCAAAAAUUUUAUUUAUUUUACUGCUUCUUCUUAAGUAAUUAAAAAAAGUAGUUCCUUUUUUUUUGUUGUUGAAGAUAACCGAUAAUGAAACUGAGUGUGGGGAUAUUUUUUGGAGGCUUCUUUGCGGCUCUAGGGGUUUUGCUUUUUUUGGUGGCAUUUGGAACUGAUUAUUGGCUUCUUGCUACAGAAAUAGGAAGGUGUUCGAAAGCACCUGAAGAUGCUGGGGGAGAGAAGGCCACUUUCCAUCAUGAAGGUUUCUUCUGGAGGUGCUGGUUUAGUGGAAAUGUAGGAGAGAAUAAUGCCAGCAUGUGGAAUUUCUGGUAUACUAACCAGUCACCUUCUAAGAAUUGUACACAUGCUUACCUGUCCCCAUUUCCUCUUAUCCGAGAUGAACACAAUUCAACCUCCUAUGACUCUGCAAUCAUUUAUCGAGGUUUCUGGACAGUUCUUAUGCUCCUGGGAGUGCUCACUAUUGUGAUGGCUAGUUUCUUCAUCAUCUGUGCAGCUCCUUUUGCCAGCCACAUUCUGUACAAGGCAGGAGGAGGCUUUUUCAUCAUUGCUGGUGUCUUGUUUUCGCUGGUAGUCAUGAUGUAUGUCAUCUGGGUCCAGGCGAUGGCUGAUCUGGAAAACUACACAAACAUGAAAAAAAUGGAUUGCCCAGACUUUGCUGUUUAUGUACGCUAUGGCUGGUCUUUUAUGCUGGCUCCUAUAGGAGUAUUUUUUGCUUUAUUAGCAGGAAUGCUCUUCUUGUUGGUAGGUCGUGCCAUUUAUUUACACUCAGACUAG